AGCAUAUAUUUAGUUCACGUCUUAUAAAAGAUUGCAAUGAAGUUAUAAAGUAUUUUAAAAAAUCGCAUCAACCAAAUGCAUAUUUACAACAAGCGAUUAAUGAGUUGAAUAUUUCUGGUGGCGGGUUAAAAAAAUUCAUCGAUACAAGAUGGGUUUCUGCAUAUGAAUGUACCUUAUCUGUUAGUCGGCUUGAACGUGCAUUUAUUAAAAUUAUAAAUGAAAACCCGGAUUUAAUUACAAAUCGUAGUGUAAAACAAAUUUUAAAAAAAGCAUUUUUCUUCGUAGACCUUAAAAUUUUAGUUAAGAUUUUGGCACCUAUUCGAGCGAUAAUUAUGAAUUUAGAAGCUCAAUCAACAACCUUGGCUGAUUGCUUUUUACAGUUUGUUCG
Racocetra persica is the source of this 388-nucleotide messenger RNA. NCBI's taxonomy places the organism in Eukaryota, Fungi, Glomeromycota, Glomeromycetes, Diversisporales, Gigasporaceae. The record is from the annotation of a GenBank genome assembly.